Molecule: messenger RNA, 3110 nt
Organism: Calliphora vicina (urban bluebottle blowfly)
Lineage: Eukaryota; Metazoa; Arthropoda; Insecta; Diptera; Calliphoridae
Gene: krz
Product: kurtz
Exons: 2
Coding region: 398-1840 (480 amino acids)
Biological process (GO): signal transduction; G protein-coupled receptor internalization
Cellular component (GO): cytoplasm
Molecular function (GO): G protein-coupled receptor binding
Source: RefSeq, a predicted model, not a curated record
UUUAGUUUGUCAUUUUUAUAACACAAGACGAAUACGCAGUUUUCCUACUGGAAAGAAUUUAAUUACUUGUUCAAUUUUUUUUUAUACGAAAACUUCCACAAAAAAUCUAAGCAAAAAAGAAAAAAAUAUAUAUGAAAAUGAAAACAACAAAAUAAAAGUUAAAUGAAUGUUAAUGAAAUUGUAAAAAGAAAUGAAUUGUUAAUAGUUUAUGCAAAAGUAACGAAAGUUUUGGUAAACAAGUAAUUAAAUGAAAAAAUAUUGAGACGGAAAGAAAAAAUCAAAGAGUUACCGGCCCACAAAAAUUAGCAAAGAAUUUUAGAGGAAAAUUAUUUAAUUGAAACAAAAUUGUAACGUUCAUUGAAUUUGUUCAACAACCAGCUAAAAUAUCGGCAACAUAAUGAAUAAUCUAAGCACCAAUAAUGGAGGCGGUGGUGGUGGUGGCAAUAGCAGCAGUAAUAGUGCUAACAAUGGUACUGGUAUACGCCCUUCUUCGGCCAAUGACGAGUCUGGUGGUGGCGGUGCUGCAGGUGGAGAUACAGAUGCCAGCUCCAGGCGCCAGGCCACUAGGGUUUUUAAGAAAAGCUCCUCGAACGGUAAAAUUACCGUGUAUCUGGGGAAACGUGAUUUCGUGGACCACAGCACUCAUGUUGAUCCCAUCGAUGGUGUGGUUUUUAUAGAUCCGGAAUAUGUAAAGGAUCGCAAAGUAUUUGGCCAGGUUUUGGCCGCCUUCAGAUAUGGUCGUGAGGAUUUAGACGUAUUGGGUUUGACGUUUCGCAAGGAUUUGUAUUUGGCCCAUGAACAAAUCUAUCCGCAAACGCAAACUGAAAGGCCCCUGACAAGGCUACAGGAAAGGCUGAUAAAAAAGUUGGGUCCCAAUGCAUAUCCAUUUUACUUUGAAGUUCCUCCCUACUGUCCAGCAUCAGUGUCACUACAACCUGCCCCAGGCGAUACUGGCAAAUCCUGUGGCGUAGAUUAUGAAUUAAAAGCCUUCGUUGGCGAACAAAUCGACGACAAGCCUCAUAAACGCAAUUCCGUUCGUUUGACAAUACGCAAGGUGAUGUACGCCCCCUCAAAGGUGGGCGAACAACCCUCAAUCGAAGUGAGUAAAGAAUUUAUGAUGAAACCAAAUAAAAUUCAUUUGGAGGCCAGUCUUGACAAAGAGCUAUAUCAUCAUGGCGAAAAGAUAUCGAUUAAUGUGCACGUGGCCAACAAUUCGAAUCGAACGGUGAAGAAAAUCAAAGUUUAUGUGCGCCAGUUUGCCGACAUUUGUCUAUUUUCGACGGCCCAAUAUAAAUCGGUGGUGGCCGAAACGGAAUCCGAAGAUGGUUGCCAAGUAUUGCCAGGCUUUACACUCUCCAAGGUAUUCGAGCUUUGUCCACUGCUGGCAAAUAACAAGGACAAGUGGGGCUUAGCUUUGGACGGUCAAUUAAAACACGAGGACACAAAUCUGGCCUCCAGUACACUGAUCACAAAUCCAGCACAACGCGAAAGUCUAGGCAUCAUUGUACACUAUAAAGUCAAAGUGAAAUUGCUAAUAAGUGGGCCGUUGUUGGGCGGUGACUUGGUAGCCGAAUUGCCAUUUACUCUUAUGCAUCCCAAGCCCGAAGAGGAGGAGAAUCCCUUGCUAAGCGAUAAAUCACCACGACAAAGUAUACGCGAUAAUCAAUUGGUGGUGGUGGCCGCUGAAGAUGCCAACUCAAAUUCCACUACAGCUGGCGUCCAAGAGGUACCAACUACCACAAAUCUCAUACAACUGGAUGACGAUGAUGCCCAAGACGAUGAUAUUAUAUUUGAAGAUUUUGCCCGUCUACGAUUAAAAGGUGCUGAAACAGAAGCUUAAAUGAAACAGAAACGGAAAACUGUUUAUGAUUUUCAGAAAUGCCAUUUUUUUUUAGAUAAAACAAAACAGUAACAAAAGAGUAAAAUUAUUAAACUAUUAAAUUAUCAUCGAUCGUUUGGAUAUUGUAUUUAGCACAUCAUUUAUAAAAUAGUUUUCAUAUUUCUCAGUUUUUUUUUUCUAUGUGUAAAAUGUUUUAAACAAAUUAAAGGUAUUUUUGUUUUAAUUUAAUUUUCAAAAAAAAAAAAAAAACAUUGUUUAGAAAGGGACGGUCUUGAGUUUCUAUAAAGCAAAGUCAAAUUUUAUGAAAAUGGGCAACAAUUUCAAAUGCAUGUAUAUUUAGUUAUUAAGUUAAUUAAUUAUGUUUAUAAUAAUUAUAACAACAAAAUCACAAAACAAAACAAAAACAAUAAUAUUGAUGAUAAAAGAUAUUUAGCAAUGUCUUUAAUGUUAACGAAAUUUAUGACGACGAUGAUGAAGAUUAAGAAACAGAAGAUUAUAAUGAUUAAAAUGAUUAUGAUAAUGACCAUAGUAGUAUGUAUGUCUUUAUCUAUGUAUUUAUGUUUAUACUCUAUAUAUAUAUAUUAUACAAAACAAAAACAAAAAAAAAGAAAGGAAUAACUAAAACAAUAUAUAAAUAUAUAUAUAUAUAUAUUUUAUGUGUCUAUAGUAUUUAAGUUUUAUGUUAUAAUUUUACUUUUAUCUCUAACUAUUACUUUACUGUUUUUUUUUUGUUUGUUUUUCUUUUUUGUUUUAUAAACAUACAUAAAUUAAUAAUGUUAUAUUAAAAUAUAUAUUUGAAGCUAAACAGUAGGAAUUGCAAUAAAAUCGGCUACUAUAAUUUUUUUUGGACAAAAUUAAAACUGUAAAAACGGCAACAUAAUUGUAAAUUUUAAUUUAUUUUACAUUUUAAUAAAAUUACUACUUUUUAUUACAGUUUAAAUUUUAUUACAAAGUUCAGAAAAUGCUAGUAAAAAUAACUUAAACUGGCGAGUUUUUUUUUUAAGUAUUUCGAUUCGAAAGUUAAGGUUAUUGGAAUUGAAAAAAAAAAACUUUUUUUGAGAGAGUUUAUUUAAAAGUUUAUUGCAAUUCUUGCCUGUUGCUGCUGGUUUUUAAAACACAAACAAGCAAAUAUUUUAUUCAAAUUUUUUUUAUGCACAUUUAUAGUCGAACACAUACACUAUGAACAAAAAUUACACAAACACACACUUUUAAAAAAUACAUAAACUCACCAAUACACUUUUAAUACAACACUACAUAAAACCCAAACAAA